Messenger RNA from Haliotis rubra (blacklip abalone), 873 nucleotides. RefSeq lists its product as uncharacterized. Lineage: Eukaryota; Metazoa; Mollusca; Gastropoda; Lepetellida; Haliotidae. The transcript has 6 exons. The record is from RefSeq and is a predicted model, not a curated record. The annotation marks the transcript as partial.
AUGUCCCCAAUGAGCAAUGAAGUGAAGAAUUCACAUCACAUGGAACUUGAGGGACUGAAGCGAGGAUUGUCAUUUCUUGAACAGAAAGGGUGUGCCAUUAAGGAAGUCAUCACAGAUCGCCAUGUCUCAGUGAAGAAAUACAUCAGAGAGGAGCAUAAAGACAAGAAACAUUACUUUGAUGUUUGGCAUGGAACCAAAGUUGGGAAGAAACUGGAAGCAGCAGCCCCAAAAAGUGGAUGUGCAGCAAUCCGUCCUUGGAUCAAGUCGACGACAAACCAUAUCAAUUUUGUUUUUACAGGUUCUAAACCAUAUAAAGCUUUCAUGGAGGUUGUCAGCAGUGGUUACCUUGUGAGAGAUUUGCCAAACCAGUCUCCAGUGUAUCAGACUAAAGCAUUGGAGGUUUUCCACAGUGUAAUAAAUCACUCUGCGCCUAAGAACACCCACUGCUUUUAUGCUGCAAUGGUGAUGGAAGCUGUGAUGCUUGGUUUACACUUUGUAGAAGUAUGUUCUAUAACCAUUGCAAUGACAUACAUUUUUUCAGUUAUCAAGCAAAAUUUGACUAUUUCAAAAUGUUCCUCGCAUUUCAAUGAAAAUGGAAACCAUGAACAAGCAACAGAUCAUGAGGGCAAUUCAAGAUGGAAGAUGAUGUAUCCCAAAUCAAAGAAAGGAGAGGAUGCCGUUGUCAAACCUGAUAAACAACCAGUUUCAUUCAGCUAUGCUGAAGACCUGCAGCGGGCUGUAAUAGAAAGGAGAAGAGCUUUGCCAAACUACCCAUCAGCAAAGAAAGAUGCAGACAAGCAUUUCCAAAUUAAACCUCUGCCGCUUACCAAGAGCUUUAAACUAGGGGUGUCACGAUACACCAAUCUCACGAUA